Molecule: messenger RNA, 750 nt
Organism: Eufriesea mexicana
Lineage: Eukaryota; Metazoa; Arthropoda; Insecta; Hymenoptera; Apidae
Exons: 5
Coding region: 1-708 (235 amino acids)
Biological process (GO): heme transport
Cellular component (GO): lysosomal membrane; plasma membrane
Molecular function (GO): heme transmembrane transporter activity; heme binding
Source: RefSeq, a predicted model, not a curated record
AUGACUUUUUGUGAAUUUUUUCCUACGGAAUAUAAUCGUAAUUAUAGAAAGAAGAAGUUAAAACCAGCUGAAAUAAUAUAUCAAAGAGAUUAUUUUUCGGAACGCAUUGAAGAAGGAGAAAUCGAUCCUCAUACAGCAUCAAUUCCUACACAAUUAGACGAGGCAGCUGAACAAUUGGUUUAUAAACAUAUUCUUGAUAACCUACAAUCUGUUUAUCAAGUCACCUACACACAUCCUUGGAUUUCGCGUGAUGAUAAAAGAGUUGGGAAAGAAGAAGUUAAAGAAAAAGAUUUGCAAAACGAAUUAGUAACAUAUAUCCAUGAUGUAUACCUUGAUCCUCAUGAAGAGAAAGUUCUUGCUCCUCCAGUAACGGCAAAAAGAAGUAUAUUAGCUGCAAUUUGUUUUCACCUACACUGGUUGAAAGGAAAAGAAAGAUUAGAAAGAUGGUACAGUAAAACUAUAUUAAGAAAAUUGAAUAUUAUUGGCUUUUUAAGUGCAGUGGCAGGAAUUACUGCGCUAAUUUGGUACCUCUUUGUCACAUUAUAUUAUAAAAUUCCCAUUACACCUUUUGAGACUAGUACAGCAAUAUCAGCAGUUUGGGGUACAGUUUGCGGACAAUGGGGUAUUUUCUUAAUGUAUUAUGCUCAUAAGUAUGAGUUAAUUAUCGAAGAAAACUCUGAACCCAUAUUAACAGAAAGUAAUGCAUAAGAUAUUUUUAUACAAGAGAAUAUAUUAGCUUCUAUAAGUAGA